Rhodofomes roseus is the source of this 1182-nucleotide messenger RNA. RefSeq lists its product as uncharacterized. The transcript has 2 exons. The record is from RefSeq and is a predicted model, not a curated record. NCBI's taxonomy places the organism in Eukaryota, Fungi, Basidiomycota, Agaricomycetes, Polyporales, Fomitopsidaceae. Bases 1 to 1182 code for a protein of 393 amino acids.
AUGCAGCUCCCCGCAACGCCCUCCGCGUCCCGCAAGCGGUCGCGCGAGAACGAGACCCCCAGCCAGAGACACAAGCGAGAGAAGGCUGCAGAGCGGCAGCGCCGUAAACGCGAGAGGGACCGUCAGGCUGGGCUGAAUAACAUUCUUGCUCUUUCACAGGUCCAGCAGCCCACAGGGGCUGCGCCCCCGCCCGUCGAGGUUCCCGCGCCCGGGGGCAUGCCCACCUCCAUCUCAGAGUUUGCAAAGUCCGACGAUCCCACCGUUGAGGAGAUCGCAAGGCGAGACCGUGUCCGCUCCGCCGCACGGGAGCGGCAACGCAAACAUCGUGCCCUCGUCAAGGCUCGCAAGAUGCGCGAGCUCGGCAUGGACAUGGGCAACGAGAUUAUCCCUGGUAUGGAGGAGAUGCAGUAUCGGGUCAACGCUGAGGGUCAGUACCAGCCCGUCAUGCCUCACGAGAUGCAGCCCCAUCCCCCGCACCCGCAAGCCAUCCAGGAGCCGCCGUUCCCCCAUGGCGUCCCUCAGCUCUCAGGGGGACAGACAUUUGCCUCUACCCUUCUCCUUUCAUUCUCCUGUGCCCCCCUCCUCAAGCAACACCUGCUCCGCACGCUCAACAUGACAAACGACGAGCUUACCUCCCUCGAGCCCAUCAUCGCACAAGCCUGGGACCACUGGGAUCAGCAGCGACGCAUGCACUAUGCACAUCACGCAGCGAAUAAGGCACCCGACGGCUCUAAUCCAGGCGACCCGAACAAUGCCCCGCCACCGCCACCGCCUCCCUAUCCCAUGCCCUUCGUCCCGCACGACCCCUCGCAACCGCCCCCGAACGACUUCCGUGCCCGUUUCCACCGCUCGCUCGUCGCCCCCUCCCCCUUCCGCUCUGCUCUCGUCGGUGUUGAAAGCCAACAGCAGCCGGUACACCCCCCACCCGCGCCUCAACCCACCGCAGGGACGUCCGCCUCGGCGUCCGCAUCCGCUCCCGUUCAGGGGCCGCCACCGCCACCGCCAGGAGGAGACACCAUCAACCCCGCGAUGUCGACGAACGCGCCGCACCCCCAUCCUCAUCCUCAUUCGAGCGAACCACCGCGGCAGGGCCCGUUGACGAUCGUACCGGGGAUCGAUCCACAGCUUGGGCAGGCGCGGGACGAGGCGGCGGGAGUGGCGGGCAAGCUCGAGCGGUCAUGA